Molecule: messenger RNA, 340 nt
Organism: Hibiscus syriacus
Lineage: Eukaryota; Viridiplantae; Streptophyta; Magnoliopsida; Malvales; Malvaceae
Product: proteasome subunit beta type-3-B-like
Exons: 2
Coding region: 14-325 (103 amino acids)
Cellular component (GO): proteasome core complex
Source: RefSeq, a predicted model, not a curated record
GUUUUAAUUGUGGAUGAUGGUGCAGAUCUUCGAGUACAAUGGGAGUGCCCUAGUAGCCAUGGUAGGAAAGAACUGCUUCGCCAUUGCCAGUGAUCGGAGACUCGGAGUUCAACUCCAAACUAUCGCCAUUGACUUCCAGAGGAUUUCUAAAAUCCAUGAUCAGCUCUUUCUCGGUCUCUCUGGCCUCGCCACAAAUGCUCAAACCUUGUACCAAAGGCUUGUCUUUCGGCACAAGUUGUAUCAGCUAAGAGGAGAAAGGGACAUGAAACCUGAGACUUUUGUUAACCUUGUUUCAGCUAUUCUUUACAAGAAAAGGUUUGUUUAAAUCCCCCCAUCACAC